Messenger RNA from Sturnus vulgaris (Common starling), 958 nucleotides. The record is from RefSeq and is a predicted model, not a curated record. NCBI's taxonomy places the organism in Eukaryota, Metazoa, Chordata, Aves, Passeriformes, Sturnidae.
ACCGGAGCCACCGAGACCCCCCCCGGGACCCCCGAAAUGUCCAACGCGCACUUCAACCGCGGCCCGGCCUAUGGGCUGUCGGCCGAGGUGAAGAACAAGCUGGCCCAGAAGUACGACCCGCAGCACGAGCGGGAGCUCCGUGCCUGGAUCGAGGGGACCACGGGACGCCGGAUCGGGGACAACUUCAUGGACGGGCUCAAGGACGGCGUCAUCCUCUGCGAGCUCAUCAACAAACUGCAGCCGGGCUCGGUGCCGAAGGUGAACGAACCCGUCCAGAACUGGCACAAGCUGGAGAACAUCGGGAAUUUCCUGAGGGCCAUCACACGCUACGGGGUCAAGCCCCACGACAUCUUCGAGGCCAACGACCUCUUCGAGAACACCAACCACACCCAGGUCCAGUCCACCCUCAUCGCCCUCGCCAGCCAGGCCAAGACAAAGGGGAACAACGUGGGGGGGCUGGGGGUGAAAUACGCCGAGAAGCAGCAGCGGCGCUUCCACCCCGAGAAGCUGCGCGAGGGCAGGAACAUCAUCGGGCUCCAGAUGGGCACCAACAAGUUCGCCAGCCAGCAGGGCAUGACAGCGUACGGGACACGGCGACACCUGUACGACCCCAAACUGGGCACGGACCAGCCCCUGGACCAGGCCACCAUCAGCCUCCAGAUGGGCACCAACAAAGGCGCCAGCCAGGCGGGGAUGACGGCACCGGGGACGAAGCGUCAGAUCUUCGAGCCGGCGCUGGGCAUGGAGCACUGCGACACCAUGACCAUCGGGCUGCAGAUGGGCAGCAACAAGGGCGCGUCCCAGCAGGGCAUGACGGUCUACGGGCUGCCCCGCCAGGUCUACGACCCCAAAUACUGCGGGGGCCCCGAGCUGCUGGGCCACGACGGCUACGACGGCCACGACGGCCUCUACAACUCGCAGUAGCCGCCGGCGCCGCGGCCGCUUCGCUGCCCCAACA